Molecule: messenger RNA, 7079 nt
Organism: Aethalodelphis obliquidens (Pacific white-sided dolphin)
Lineage: Eukaryota; Metazoa; Chordata; Mammalia; Artiodactyla; Delphinidae
Gene: ROS1
Product: ROS proto-oncogene 1, receptor tyrosine kinase
Exons: 44
Biological process (GO): regulation of TOR signaling; protein phosphorylation; cell surface receptor protein tyrosine kinase signaling pathway
Cellular component (GO): plasma membrane; signaling receptor complex
Molecular function (GO): ATP binding; protein binding; transmembrane receptor protein tyrosine kinase activity
Source: RefSeq, a predicted model, not a curated record
AUGAAGAACAUUUACUGGCUUGCUCUGAAACUUGUCAACUUUGUGACUCUUGGCUGCAUAUGGACUCCUGUGUUACAGUGUACAAUUUUAAACAGCUGCCUAAAGUCAUGUGUAACUAACCUGGGCAGACAGCUUGAUGUCAGCACACCAUACAAUCUGAGUGCACCGUGCAUCCAAGGAUGUCAUUUUUGGACCUCUGCAGAUCAGGAAAACUGUACUUUAAAGUGUCGAGAAUCCUGUGAGGUCGGCUGCAGCAGCGGGGAAGGUGCAUAUGAAGAGGAAGUGCUAGAAAAUACAGACCUCCCCACUGCACCAUUUGCUUCUUCCAUUGGAAGCCACAGUGUGACAUUACGAUGGAAAUCGGCCAACAUCUCUGGAGUAAAAUACAUCAUUCAGUGGAAAUAUGCACAACUGCCUGGAAGCUGGGCUUACACUGAGGCUGUUUCCAAGCUCUCCUAUGUGGUAGAGCCCUUGCAUCCCUUCACUGAAUAUAUUUUUCGAGUGGUUUGGAUCUUCACAGCCCAGCUGCAGCUGUAUUCCCCUCCAAGUCCCAGUUAUAGGACUCAUCCUUAUGGAGUUCCUGAAACUGCUCCUCUCAUUAAAAAUAUUGAAAGCUCCAGUCCGGACACGGUGGAAAUCAGUUGGGCUCCACCUCAAUUCCCAGGUGGACCUAUUUUGGGUUAUAACUUAAGGCUGAUUAAUAAAAAUCAAAAGUUAGAUUCAGGGACACAGAGAACCAGUUUCCAGUUUUACUCCACUCUACCAAAUACCACCUACAGGUUUUCUGUUGCAGCAGUAAAUGAAGUUGGUGAGGGGCCGGAAGCAGAAUCUAGUAUUACCACUUCAUCCCCAGCAGUUCAAGAAGAGGAACGGUGGCUCUUUUUAUCCAGGAAAACUUCUCUACGAAAGAGAUCUUUAAAACAUUUAGUAGAUGAAGCACAUUGCCUUCAGCCGGGUGCUACACACCGUAACAUUACAGGAAUAUCAGUUAAUGUCCACCAGCAAGUUGUUUAUUUCUCUGAAGGAACUCUCAUAUGGGUGAAGGGAGCUGCCAACAUGUCUGAUGUGUCUGACCUGAGAAUUUUUUACAGUGGUUCGGGAUUAAUUUCUUCCAUCUCCAUAGACUGGCUUUAUCAGAGAAUGUACUUCAUCAUGGCUCAACUGGUAUGUGUCUGUGAUUUAGAAAACUGCUCAAACAUUGAGGAAGUUACUCCUCCCUCAAUUAUUGCACCUCAAAAAAUCGUGGCUGAUUCAUACAAUGGGUAUCUCUUUUAUCUUCUGAGAGACGGCAUUUAUAGAGUCGAUCUCCCUGUGGCUUCUGGUCGGGGCUCGGAAGUUGUGCGUAUUGUGCAGAGUGGCACAUUAAAGGACUUUGCAAUCAAGCCACAGUCCAAGCGAAUCAUUUACUUCAAUGACACCGCCCAAGUCUUCAUGUCAACCUUUCUGGAUGGCUCCACGUCCCACCUUGUCCUACCUCAUGUCCCCUUUACUGAUGUGAAGAGCUUUGCUUGUGAAAACAACGACUUCCUGGUCACAGAUGGCAAGGCUGUUUUCCAACAGGAUUCUCUGUCUUUUAAUGAGUUCAUCGUGGGAUGUGACCUGAGUCACAUAGAAGAAUUUGGGUUUGGCAACUUGGUCAUCUUUGGCUUGUACACCCAGCCACACCCGCUGCCGGGCUGCCCACAGCAGCUCUCAGUGCUGUUCGGCUCACACCAGGCCCUGGUUCAGUGGAAGCCCCCUGUGCUCGCCAUUGGAGCCAAUGUCAUCCUCAUCAGUAACAUUGUUUAACUCUUCCAAUUAGGCCCUUCCGCCUGGCAGAACUGGACUUACGAGGUGAAAGUAUCAACCCAAGACUUUCCUGAAACCACUCACGUGUUCUCUAAUAUAAGUGGGACCAUCCUUAAUGUACACGACCUUCAGAGUGCUACGAAAUACAAGGUUUUUGUGAGAGCAAGUUCUCCCAAGGGGCCAGGCCCUUGGUCAGAGCCCUCAGUGGGAACUACCCUGGUACCAGCUGCAGAGCCACCAUUUAUCAUGGCUGUGAAAGAAGAUGGGCUUUGGAGUAAACCAUUAAAUAGCUUUGGCCCGGGAGAAUUCCUAUCCUCUGAUAUGGGAAAUGUAUCAGAUAUGGAUUGGUAUAACAACAGCCUCUACUACAGCGACAUGAAAGGUGAUGUCUAUGUGUGGCUGCUGAGUGGGACGGACAUCUCAGAGAAUUAUCACAUACCCAACAUUGCAGGAGCAGGGGCGUUAGCUUUUGAGUGGCUGGGUCACUUUCUCUACUGGGCUGGAAAGACGUACAUGAUACAAAGGCAGUCUCUGUCGACAGGACACACAGACAUUGUGACUCACGUGAAGUUGUUGGUGAAUGACAUGGUGGUGGACUCAGUUGCCGGAUAUCUCUAUUGGACCACACUGUAUUCAGUUGAAAGUACCAGGCUAAAUGGGGAAAGUUCCCUUAUACUGCAGGCACAGCCUUGGUUUUCUGGGAAAAAGGUAAUUGCUCUAACUUUAGACCUUAGUGAUGGGCUCCUGUAUUGGUUGGUUCAAGACAGUCAGUGUAUUCACCUGUACACAGCUGUUCUUCGGGGUCAGAGCACUGCUGGGGACACCACCAUCACAGAGUUCGCAGCCUGGAGUACUUCUGACAUUUCCCAGAACACACUGAUGUACUACAGUGGUCGGCUCUUCUGGAUCAAUGGCUUUAGGAUUAUUACAGCUCAGGAAAUAGAUCAGAGAACUAGUGUCUCUGUUUUGGAACCAGCCAAAUUUAAUCAGUUCACAAUUAUUCAGACAUCCCUCAAGCCUCUGCCAGGGAACUUUUCCUUUACCCCUAAGGUUAUCCCAGAUGCCAUUCCAGAGUCUUCAUUUAUGAUUGAAGGAAAUGCUUCGAGUUUUCAAAUCCUCUGGAAUGCUUCCCUAGCAGUGGAUUGGGGUGUAAUUUUCUACAGUGUGGAAUUUAGUGCUCAUUCUAAGUUCCUGGCUAGUGAACAACAUUCUUUACCUGUAUUUACUGUGGAAGGGCUGGUGCCCUAUGCCUUAUUUAAUCUUUCUGUCACUCCUUAUACCUACUGGGGAAAGGGCCCCAAAACAUCUCUAUCACUCCGAGCACCUGAAACAGUUCCAUCAGCACCAGAGAAUCCCAGAAUAUUUAUAUUACCAAGUGAAAAAUACCACAAUAAGAAUGAAGUUGUGGUGGAGUUUAGGUGGAAUAAGCCUAAGCACGAAAAUGGUGUGUUAACAAGAUUCGAAAUUUUCUAUCAAAUAUCCAACCAAAGCGACACAAACAAAACAUUCAAAGACUGGAUUGCUGUCAAUGUCACUUCCUCAGUGAUGUCUUUUCAACUUGAGGGUAUGAGUCUUGGGUACAGUGUUGCCUUCCAGGUUCGAGUCUUCACAUCCAAAGGACCUGGACCAUUUUCUGACAUAGUAAAGUCCAAAACAUCAGAGAUCAGUGCAUUUCCAUACCUCAUAACUUUUUUUGACAACAAGAUAGCUUUGUUAGAUAUGGAUCGAAAUCAAGUUGUAUGGACACUUUUGGCAGAAGGCGACGUUGGUGCCAUGGGCUACACAGCUGAUGACGCAGUGGCGUACUAUGCUCAGGGAGACUCACUCCUCCUCCUCAACAUGCACAAUCAGUCCAGCUCUGAGAUUUUCCGAGAUGCACUGGUUUUUGAUAUCACAAUUAUUACAAUUGACUGGAUUUCAAGGCACCUCUACUUUGUGCUGAAAGAAUCACAAAAUGGAAUGCAAAUAUUUGAUGUAGAUCUUGAAAACAAGGUGAAGUAUCCCAGGAAGCUGAAAAUUUGCAACAGAAAUUCAACAAUAAUCUCUUUUUCUGUAUAUCCUUUCUUAAGUCGCCUGUAUUGGACAGAAGUUUCUGAUUUUGGAUCUCAGAUGUUCUACUACAGUAUUAUCAACCAGACCUUGCACCGAAUUUUGCAACCCCCAGCCAGAAACCAUCCAAAUGGAAGAAGCCAAUGUUCUUGCAAUGUGACUGAAUUCGAGUUAAGUGGAGCAAUGACUAUUGAUACCUCUGACCUAAAGAAACCACGGAUAUACUUUGUCAAGGGGCAAGAGAUCUGGGCAAUGGAUCUGGAAGGAUGUCAGUGUUGGCAAGUUAUCAUCAUGCCUGCUCUGCUUGCUGGAAAAAUGCUUGUUAGCUUGACUGUGGAUGGACAAUUUCUCUAUUGGAUCUCCACAGCAAAGGACAGCACACAAAUUUAUCAGGCAAAGAAAAGCAAUGGGACCAUCCUGUCCCAGGUGGAGGCCCUAAGUAGUAAGCAUAUCUUGGUUUACAGUUCAGUUCUGCAGCCUUUUCCAGAUAGAGCAUUUCUGUCUCUAGCUUCAGAUAUUGCAGAGCCAACUAUACUUAACACCACUAAUACCAGCCUCACAAUCAGAUUACCACCUGUCCAGACAAACCACAUGUGGGAUGGCAUCACCAGUCCCACUCCCACAUACCUGCUUUAUUACAAAGAAGUAAAUGACAGGAAGAACAGCUCUGAACUGAAAGAUAGAAUGCUGGAAUUUCAGCAGAGUAUAGCCCUUAUUGAAGGUUUACAACCAUUUUCAACAUAUAUGAUACGGACAGCUGUAAGGAAUUAUUAUUCAGAUCCUUUGGAACAAUUACCUCUGGGAAAAGAGAUUUGGGGAAAAACUAAAAGUGGAGUCCCAGAGGCGGUUUGGCUCAUUAACACAACCGUGCAGUCAGACACCAGCCUCGUUAUAUCCUGGAGAGAAUCUCACAAGCCAAAUGGACCGCAAGAGGCAGUCCGCUAUCAGGUGGCAAUCUCUCAACUGGCUCCCAUUCCUGAGACUCCACUAAGGCAAAGUGACUAUCCAAAUGGGAGGCUCUCUCUCCUUGUUACUAGACUGUCUGGUGGAAAACUCUAUGUGUUAAAAGUUCUGGCCUGCCACGCCGAGGAAAUGUGGUGCACGGAGAGUCAUCCUGUCACUGUGGAAACGUUUGACACGCCAGAGAAACCUCAUGCCUUGGUUCCAGGGAACACUAGUUUGCAAUUAGAUUGGAAGGCUCCAUCUAAUGUUCACCUUAUCAGAUUUUGGUUUGAACUCCAAAAGUGGAAGCACAAUGAGUUUUACCAUGUUAAAGCUUCGUGCAGCCAAGGUCCUGCUUAUGUUUGUAACAUCACAGGUCUACAGCCUUAUACUUUCUAUAAUGUCCGAGUAGUGGUGGUGUACAGGACAGGAGAAAAUAGCACCUCACUUCCAGAAAGCUUUAAGACUAAAGCUGGAGUCCCAAGUAAACCAGGCAUUCCAAAACUAUCAGAAGGGAGUAAAAAUUCAAUACAGUGGGAAAAAGCUGAUGAUAAUGGAGGCAGACUUAUGUACUAUAUCCUUGAGAUCAGUAAGGGCACUUCAAAGAAUUCACAGAACCAGAAUUUAAUGUGGAAGAUGGCAUUUAAUGGCUCAUGCAGUAGCAUUUGCACAUGGAAGCCCCAAAACCUGAAAGGAACAUUUCAGUUCAGAGCAGUAGCUGUAAAUAAUCUGGGUUUUGGUGAAUAUAGUGGAAUCAGUGAGGAUAUUAUAUUCGUUGGAGAUGGUUUUUGGAUAUCAGAAACAAGCUUUAUACUUACUACUAUAAUUGGAAUAUUUCUGGUUGUUACAAUCCUAUUGACCUUUGUCUGGCACAGAAGAUUAAAGAAUCAAAAAACUCCCAAGGAAGGGCUGACGGGUCUCAUAAAUGAAGACAAAGAGUUGGCUGACCUUCGAGGUCUGGCCGCUGGAGUAGGACUGGCGAAUGCCUGCUAUGCGAUACAUACGCUUCCAACCCAAGAGGAGAUUGACAGUCUUCCUGCCUUCCCUCGGGAAAAACUGACUCUGCAUCUCUUGUUGGGAAGUGGGGCCUUUGGAGAAGUGUAUGAAGGGACAGCGGUAGACAUCUUAGGAGUUGGAAGUGCAGAAACCAAAGUAGCAGUGAAGACUUUGAAGAAGGGCUCCACAGACCAGGAGAAGAUUGAAUUCCUGAAGGAGGCACACCUGAUGAGUAAGUUUAAUCAUCCCAACAUUCUGAAGCAGCUUGGAGUUUGUCUGCUGAAUGAGCCCCAGUACAUCAUCCUGGAACUCAUGGAAGGAGGAGACCUUCUUACCUAUUUGCGUAAAGCCCGGAUGACAUCGUUUCACGGUCCUUUACUCACCUUGGUUGACCUUGUAGACCUUUGUGUAGAUAUUUCAAAAGGCUGUGUCUACUUGGAGCAGAUGCACUUCAUUCACAGGGAUCUAGCAGCUCGGAAUUGCCUUGUCUCUGUAAAAGACUAUACUAGUCCAUCACGGAUAGUGAAGAUUGGGGACUUUGGACUCGCGAGGGACAUCUAUAAAAAUGAUUACUAUAGAAAGAGAGGAGAAGGCCUGCUCCCUGUUCGGUGGAUGGCUCCAGAAAGUUUGAUGGAUGGAAUCUUCACUACUCAGUCUGAUGUAUGGUCUUUUGGAAUUUUGAUUUGGGAAAUUUUAACUCUUGGUCAUCAGCCUUAUCCAGCUCAUUCUAACCUUGAUGUUUUAAGCUAUGUGCAAACAGGAGGGAGACUGGAGCCACCGAGAAAUUGUCCCGAUGAUCUGUGGAAUUUAAUGGCCCAGUGCUGGGCUCAAGAACCUGACCAAAGACCUACUUUCCAUAAAAUUCAAGAACAGCUUCAGUUAUUCAGAAAUUUUUCCUUAAAUAGUAUUUCUCAAUGCAGAGGAGAAACAAACCCCAGCGGAGUCAUAAAUGAAGCCUUUGAAGAUGAACAUGGUCAUAGGAUUUGUUUGAAUUCAGAUGACGUUAUGUCAACUGCUUUACUGGAAACCAAGAACCAAGAAGGGUUAAACUAUGUGGUACUGGCUACGGAAUGCAGACAAGGUGAAGCAAAUUCUGAGGGUCCUCUAAGCUCCAAGGCAUCUGAAUCUUGUGGUCUGAGGAAAGAAGAGAAGGAAUCACAUGCAGACAAAGACAUCUGCCAAGAAAAACAAGUGGCUUACUGCCCUCCUGGCAAGCCUGAGGGCCUGAACUAUGCCUGUCUCACUCACAGUGGAUGUAGAGAUGGGUCUGAUUAAUAGCUCUGUUUGGGAAAUGCAGAGUUGAG